Messenger RNA from Pectinophora gossypiella (pink bollworm), 1377 nucleotides. Its product is annotated as protein phosphatase 1 regulatory subunit 36-like. Gene Ontology annotation, molecular function: phosphatase binding. The record is from RefSeq and is a predicted model, not a curated record. Gene Ontology annotation, biological process: negative regulation of phosphatase activity. Lineage: Eukaryota; Metazoa; Arthropoda; Insecta; Lepidoptera; Gelechiidae. The transcript has 10 exons. Bases 1 to 1377 code for a protein of 458 amino acids.
AUGGCUGAUGAUGAUGAUGAAGGGAGUUUCGGUGGUGAAUUUGAGAAUGGUCACUGGGCGUGGGAUGAAGUCAACAACGAAUUGGUCUUUGUGAGUGAUCUUCCGCCUGAGCUCGUCGAGACUGUUGCAGUAACAGUCAAAGUGCCGACAGGAACUGUCGAGUUCAGGGAUGAUAUUGACUUAAUAGAGCAGCUUCGGUUUCGUAAACGUUACCAAAGAAAGCUAAAGUUGGGCCAACCAGACAUAAUAACGGUGCAGGAUGUGAAGGACUUGGCACUAUUCACGGCGCCCGUAUCCCUGCUCAGCCCUAUGCUUAUAAAUAUGCUACACCUUUCCACUACCGACAGAUUUAUUCGUGCAUUAAUUCUUUACUGCCAAUAUUACUUGGAGAUUGCAGAAGAAAUGUCGAAUCGAAUUUUGGAAUUAGAAACUAAAGUUCGUACACCGUACUGUGAUGUACUAGAACACACAUAUCGAGAAAACAUAAGUGACCUACGAACUCUGGUUGCUAAGGAAUACUGUACCAUGCUCAUAGGUGGCCACGAUACGAAGAAGUUCCAUCACAUGGGUCCUCAAAAGAAGAGAAGGUCUCUAUCAGACAAAGACGCCCGGCUGUUUGAAACCUUGUUACGUAUAUGUAUUCAGAUCGUAUGGCUAGCUUUGAGUCGCCGAUCUUUCAAUCAGAUUGAGCUGGAGGUGAACCGCGUGUUCAAGUCAGAGAUCUUUAACUCGGUUGAGCACACGCUGCGCACCAACUACAUCAGCAAGAUGUCGAAGGAGGAGCGCGGCGUGCUGCUGGGCCACUGCGUGCGUCACGACAAGAAGCUUAACACGCGUUCGCCACUCAUCAAUGAGGUCUUCUGCCAUCGCCCUAUCGACUACCGCAUGAUGGGGCUCGGAGUCAUCAAAUAUGACGAAUUGACUCCUCGGCUGCGAUACAUGCUGAUGGCGAUCGGAGGCCCAGAGGAGGACCUGGUGGAGAUGGGCGUCACCGUGGGCAUCCUGGGCAUCUCGCGUUCCUGCUUUGACACCAUGCUCCACGUGCUGCCCACUGUCCUCGACAGCCACAAGAAAUCCAAGUCUUCUUUUAGUUCAGCUUCGUCCAGUGCUCCUGGGUUCAGUAAGAGCGCUACUGCUUCCGUCAAGAGUACUGGGUCGAUGAAGGGUUCUCCUUCGUCAAAGACGGUAGACAAGUUGUAUGUCUACAAUAACAUCAUAUUACCAGAAAAAGACGAGGUUGAACCUGAGUUUCCACAGUCCUUCCCCGAUGAGAGUGCGCAGGUGCGCCCCUGCAGUGAGACUCAGCGCAAACGCUGGCAAACAAGACUCCAUCGUCUACUGCAUCCGCCGAAGAACAAACGUAAAAGUAUUAUAUAG